AUGUCACCAGGACGCAUUUGGGCCGAGAUCGGCAAGUCGUCGAAAGUUGACAAGUCACAGAAGCACUCAGACCAAAUCACAGCCGUGCUAUCUGUGAUUGUGGUCGACAACAUUGACGCCCACGUGUCCAAGGAGUCGUCGGACACCAUUGCCCGCGACCUCUUCAGUGUGCUUGAGCCAUUGCGCCGAAGUUGA
This is a messenger RNA of Aphanomyces astaci, 195 nucleotides long. RefSeq lists its product as hypothetical. The record is from RefSeq and is a predicted model, not a curated record. Bases 1 to 195 code for a protein of 64 amino acids. Lineage: Eukaryota; Oomycota; Saprolegniomycetes; Saprolegniales; Verrucalvaceae. The transcript is spliced from 2 exons.